UAUACCAUUCGCGGUGCCAUAGAAUAUUCUUCAGUCGGCCGGCGAGUGUCGUGUUGCGCAGACGCACCCAUGUGACCAUUUUCGCGCCAAAUCUCAACGACUAUAUCUCGUUUUAUAGUCGUGUUAUAGUGAAGCUACGAUUGAAAUAACGUCAAAAUAUCAUUCGUAACUCAAGAUGCCCAAGAAAGCUCCAGCACGAAAAAAGAAGCAGACAUGUCGUAAGAUUCCUGCCCAGAAACAACCUCAAACAUCAAUAAACGUGCAGGAAGUUGACAAACUGCAAAAUCUUUUCGAUAUCGCAGCCACAGAGGAGCUUUCUCAAGAUGAAUCUUAUUCUGAGGCUGAAAGAUCUUCAGAGAGUGAUGACAGAGGUACGAAAAGCAGGGACUCAUCUGACGAAUCCAUUGUGGAUCCGUAUUAUGAUUCAAAUGGUGAAUACGGCUCUGAUGCAGACUAUGUUCCGGAUAGUAAUGAAGACUCAUCUGAAGAAUCAGGUAACAGCUGCUCUGAUCCAUUGCCUAGCACUCUCAACCAGCCAUUGCAGUCUCAACCAGCCAGAAUGCCUACACCAAUCAGUGAAGACACGCCUGAUGAAGAGGUUCAAUCAACCAUACAACGUUCAAUGACCGUCACAGCAGAUAUCCAUACCCAUACAAACUUCAUCAAAAUUGAACUAGAACCAGAGGAUUCCGAUCGUGCAUCGUGCAGUAGUAAAGGUACGCUAGAACAGUCCAAACCUGGAACCUCAAUCGAGCGAAAUCAGAUGGAGAUAGAAACUACUCCGCAGUCUCCUAAAAAGCACCAAGAUCCGCCUAUUCUAAACCAAAUGGAGGUUGAAACGUCUUUACUAGACAAGCCUCAAAUUGAAAUAGAGCAAGAAAAAGAUUCCGUAGAUAAAGGUAAACCAGAACAGCUCGGACCCGAACCCUCCAUUGAGCGAAAUCAUAUGGAGAUAGAAACAAUCCCGCAGUCUCCUCAAAAGCACCAAGAACCGCCUAUGGAAGUUGAAACGUCUUCACUAGGUAAACCUCAAAUUGAAAUAGAGCCAGAGAAAUAUUCCGAUCAUACGUCGUGCGUUAGUAAAGGUACGCCAGAACAGCUCAGACCUGAACCCUCAACCGAGAAUCAUCAGAUGGACACAGAAACUACCCCUCAGUCUUCUGAAAAACACGAAGAAUCGCCUAUUCAAAACCAGAUGGAAGUUGAAGUAUCUUCAGUAGGCGAGCCUGUAAGCAAUUUGGACAGGCAUCAAACAAUUCAAAGUCUUCAGGAGAGCAGACAGACUUCGCCCUCACUGUCAUCUCCCAAUCAUCACCAAGAACUGCCUAUUCACGACCAGAUAGAGAAUGAUAUUUCUUCUGUUAGUCAUCCUUGCAGUAGUUUCGAAAGACGUCAAUCUAUUCAAGAACUCGAUCGGAUCGAUCAGGCUUCAGAUAUAUCGGAGUCUCCUAAUCCACAGUCCGUUCCCGUCUCACUUUCCACUCAAACUCAAGACGUUGACGGCAUUCAGCCAGCUUCGGAUUUGCAAAUAACAUCUAAUUCCCCUCUGAUAAACCGAAAUGAUAAUGUUAGAAGAAGACAAGUUAGACCACAGGACCCUCAAGUUGACGAUGAACCAUGGACCGAUACUACAGCACCUUUACUUGAAUUACCUUUCGAUGACUCUACCACAGGACCUACAUUUCAUUGUGACAAUAAUACCACUCCAAUAGACGUUAUGAACCAGUUCAUGACAACAGAGCUGAUAGAACUGAUUAUUUCAUGUACAAACGCAUAUGGUCAAGCACUGUGUAAUACCCAGAGGCCACAUACAAGAGGGGCUCGAAGACAAAACUUUCAUCCUACGAACCCAGAUGAAAUAAGAAAGUUUCUUGGACUUUGCUUGCUGCAAGGACAGGUAAACUCGUGCCAUUUGAGAAAAUUGUUUACUUUCACUGAUUCGUUAUAUUUUCACCCGGUAUUUCCAUAUACCAUGUCAGGAAGACGAUUUGAGCAACUGCUGCGAUGUUUAUAUGUUUCAACAGUAAAUAGUAAAGGGAUGGAGAAAGUCAAUCUGUUCGUCAGAAAGGUCAUUACACGGUUUCAAGACUUAUACAAUCCGGGAUGUGAGUUAUCCCUCGACGAGUCGAUGUUGUUGUUUAGAGGCAGGCUUUCCUUCCGCCAAUAUAUGAAACAAAAGAAGAGCAAAUAUGGCAUAAAAUUUUACAUCGUUACUACCGCAGAUGGUUACAUAUUGAACUUUAAAAUUUAUGAAGGAAAAGGUACAGUACUAGACGAUGAAGGAAAUGAACCGAAAGUUCAGAAACUGGUCAUGACUUUGAUGGACAAAUACCUUUUCAAAGGUCACGUCUUAUACAUGGACAAUUUUUACAACAGCACUACGCUGUCAGAGAAAUUGCUGAAUCAUGAUACACACACAGUUGGUACAUUGAGAAAAGAUAGAAAAGACAAUCCAAAACCACUAUUCACCCAAAAUCUAAAAAAGGGAGAGCAUGUUUGGCAACGGAGAGGAAACGUCUAUGUAUCACGCUGGAAAGAUAAAAGACCCGUCAAUAUGAUUACUACAAAGCAUCAUCCUCGUCUGGUUGUCUGCAAAAACAAACAUGGAAAGACCAUGUUCAAGCCGGUAGAAGUGGUGGAUUAUAACGCUCAUAUGUCAGGCAUCGAUAAGUCCGAUCAAAUGAUGGCUUAUUAUUCAAGUCCCAAAAAAACCAUAAGAUGGUACAAGAAGAUAAUUUUCCACAUUUUGGACAUGAUGAUGUGGAACGCAUACUACAUAUACAAUAAACAUUGUAAUAACAAAAUGCAAAUGCUUGAAUUCAGAGAGAGCAUUAUCAGAUCUUAUAUUCAAGUAGAAGAGCGUUUCGACUGCUUGAAGCUGAUGAAAAUAAGUCACAGGAAUGCAAAUAGGAAAUCACGUAAGGAUGAAGAGCCCAUUACCGAUUCACCUGCAGAACCAGGGAUACAAAAUCACUGGCCUGAGAUGAUACCUGUGCCACCAAACCACAAAAGGGCUAAAGUAUUUUUGAAGUGCCGGGAAUGUAGGGCUAAUAAAACUAUGAAAGAAACUAGUUACCGAUGCAAAGGCUGCCUUGACAAACCGGCGCUCUGUCCAGGUUGCUUUGAGGCAUACCAUAUUCGUAAACUUUAGAUGCUCAUGGGCAAUGUUACUUUUAAUGACGUUAGACUGCUUGUUAAUUAUUUGAGACUGAUUAUUCAUUAAUUAAUAAGUACAUGUUGUAGGUGAUUGUUAAGUAAAGACAAACUUUACUGUGAUUAUAAAGUAGAUUCAUGCCAAAUGUUGAUUAGACUGUUUCACUGUUUCAGUGUGUCUAGUAGUUGUAAGUUUUGUAUCAUACUUAAUUGAUCUCAAUAAUGAUUAAAAACUGAUUCUUUAUUUUAAGUAUCGUACUAAUUGAUCUCAAUAAUGAUUAAAAACUGAUUCUUUACUUUAUGUAUCGUACUUAAUUGAUCUCAAUAAUGAUUAAA
Molecule: messenger RNA, 3489 nt
Organism: Pectinophora gossypiella (pink bollworm)
Lineage: Eukaryota; Metazoa; Arthropoda; Insecta; Lepidoptera; Gelechiidae
Exons: 2
Coding region: 176-3151 (991 amino acids)
Source: RefSeq, a predicted model, not a curated record